ACCACCUUUACACAGCAUGGGUGUACCGAGAAUCUCUUAACACCCUGGCCUGCCAAGGAAGGAAGGAAUGGAAGGAUUACUCUUCUCCUUGUUGGCCUUCUCAUUAAUCAAACCAAUUGAAUACCCAGUUGAAUGUCUAGUACAAAAAUUGUAAUAGUAACAUGAUAAUUAAAAUACACAAGAAUGGAGGGAGUAAUAUAAUGCACAGUAUAGGGAAUACCAGAAUAGGGUACCAUUUGGGGUGUGGUGAUGGUGUAAUGGGAGCGGUGUACCUUGGGUGUUUCCAGUCGACAUGCGCCUGGGCAGCAGCAGGUAAGCAGCUGAAGUCAGUGAGUUAUGUCAGUAGCAUAGUGGUUCAGGAGGGCUAAUCCUCCUGUGUCCUCAGACCUCACGCCCACUGCUCUUAAUCACCAACAGGUUGGGAGAGGCAGUAACAACACACACGACAUCAGUAACCCAGGCCUGAGAGAGGAAGAAGCACUACAGAGAAGAGGGACUACUCACAGAAACAAGUACAGUGACCAGAAGAGCAGCAGGAGGAUGUCCUGUUUGGAUGAGGUUCCUUUUAAGACCCUUCUGGGAUCUCUGGAGGGACCCAGGGAAGAGGUGGAGCUGAUUGCUGCCCCAGACAUCACUGUCCCAGACUAUCUCACCAUACUGCAGGAGACAGAGUACAUGUUCAGCUUGGAGAACUGGGUGCUCCAGGGCCUCCAGGGAGGUUACCCCAGCCAGCCCCAACCCCCCGGCCCCAGAUCCCCAUCCGAGGUGCUCCCCUCCAGCCCACCCUACUGGCAUCUCUUCAGCAGCCCCCAGGAGAGCCGCCUGGCCAGCCGACACAGCUCUGACUUCUGGGAGCCCAACCCCCGCCAGCGUUCCCACAGCCUGAACCCGGUUGACAUGCGCACCCGGGUUAAGUUCGUCAUCUCCGACUCCGAGGAGGAAGAGGAGUGCUCUUCGUCGGGAGAGGGUUCCUCGGAGUCUGGUUCAGGGUACAGGUCGGAUCAGCGUGUUCCUGGGGUGAGGAAGCCACGGCAGACCUGCACCCCUAACGUCCUGAACCUACCUGUCUCUCAGAGUGGUCUGGUGACCUACCAGCGUAGGAAGAACCUCCGCCAGUACUCGCUGUCCGUUCUGGAGACCCCCAGAGAGUGUAUCCAGGGGUCCCCCUGCCCCCCAGGAGGACCCAAGCCACCGUCCUCCUCAUCCCUACCCAGACACCCAUUGACCAGGGCCAACACAGAGAAUAUCCCCUCCAUCAGACACCACAAGCCAACACAUCCGUCCCUGAGUCCGUACUUCUGCCUGCCGGCCCUUCCCUCGGUGACCUCACGACCCCUGGGUUCCCAUGCCGCGUCAGUACUGGACUCCUCGGUGGAGCUGCUGUCCGCGCUGAGCCCCGAAGAGAGAGAGCUGCUGCAAGCCAUCACUGAAAGGGGCUAUCCCCUCCGCACCGCCAUCAUCGCCCUGCAGAAGACUGGCCAGCAGAGCCCAGAACAGAUCCUGCGCUAUCUGGUGGCCUGUGACAGACUGUGUGAGCGGGGCUACGACGAGGCUCAGGUGGAGGAGGCUCUGGAGAUGUUCCAGAACUGUGAGACUAAGGCUGAAGAGUUUCUUCACCUGCUGGCUCAGUUCAAUGAGAUGGGCUUCCAGCAGAACGCUAUCAAAGAGGUUCUGUUAGUCCACGAGAACCACCGUGAGAGGGCCCUGGAAGAGCUGAUGAUGCGUGUGGCAUGACAGGGUCAAUGUCUGCUCCCAUGAAAAAUACAUUGUAGGAGACAUACAUGCACCAACACAAACACAGUUCCUGUUUACUUGCCUGUUUACUACAAACAAUUAUGUUAGCUAAUGUAUCAUAUUAAAGGGAUAGUUCACUCAAACUAUAUUUUACUAUUUGGUUCAUUAGUCCACUGUUAAUAAAAUCCACAAAAAGUGUGUAUGUCACCAGUCAAGUCUUCAAGAUUGAGCACUUUCAGUCCAGAGCAAAAACGAUGAUGAUGAUGAGUUUUCAGUGAACUAUCCCUUUUAAUGGUAUGUCAUUUGCAAAUUGCAAUUUGCAUGUUGAAACAAUGUUGAUUGACUGGAGCACACUAAAACUAUACAUUCUAGCAAAUCAGGAAAUGAACAGUGGCCUUCUAGGAAAAGUAAAACUUAAACAAUACCAUUUACAGACAAUCGAUAUAUUACAUAGUUUUAUUACAUUUCAGGUUUUGACAAUGUUUGAUGUGAUUUGCCCAUUGUCAAUUGUCUUUGUCAAUUUCAAGUGUCACAGAAUUUGUCAUGUAGUAUUUUUAACUUAAGUUCGAUCUGUAAUACAAUGAAAUAAAAUCCAGUAGACUAUGGUUGCAUGCCAAAUGGCACCGUAUUCCCUUUGUAGUGCACUACUCUUCACCAGGGCCCAUAGGCUCUGUUGAAACGUAGUGCACUAUAUGGGGAACAGGGUGCCAUUUGGGAUGCAAACUGUGUUACUGGUAAGUCAUUCUGUAUUUGUAGGGUGUGUGUACGGGGUAAAAGAUCGAAACCUGAAAGAAGCUUGUAAAUCUUUUUCUGUAUGGCAGGUUGUCUGAAAUGACCCACUUGAAGUUGUACAUACUGUAACUUGCACUUUAAAAUGUAUUGAAUGUAUUUUGUAUUCAUUUGAUUUAUUUU
Oncorhynchus keta (chum salmon) is the source of this 2646-nucleotide messenger RNA. It is a transcript of the gene ubap1lb, whose product is annotated as ubiquitin associated protein 1-like b. Gene Ontology annotation, molecular function: ubiquitin binding. The transcript is spliced from 6 exons. Gene Ontology annotation, cellular component: ESCRT I complex. The coding region runs from base 541 to 1734 and encodes 397 amino acids. Gene Ontology annotation, biological process: ubiquitin-dependent protein catabolic process via the multivesicular body sorting pathway. The record is from RefSeq and is a predicted model, not a curated record. Lineage: Eukaryota; Metazoa; Chordata; Actinopteri; Salmoniformes; Salmonidae.